Messenger RNA from Cadophora gregata, 2333 nucleotides. RefSeq lists its product as uncharacterized. The record is from RefSeq and is a predicted model, not a curated record. The transcript is spliced from 6 exons. NCBI's taxonomy places the organism in Eukaryota, Fungi, Ascomycota, Leotiomycetes, Helotiales, Ploettnerulaceae. The coding region runs from base 859 to 1917 and encodes 352 amino acids.
GUCACUUUUGCACUUGUUCUUUCGAAUCCAGUCCGUUGGCGGGGAGAGCCAGAGGUGGUGCGCCUACAGGCCGGUCCACCUAUUACAAUUGGAGUCCCAGGUAUCAACAAUCCAAUCUUCCCUAGAUUUUCCAAUCCAGCUGUCAAAUUACAUUAUGGCUAUUACCCCCGUGGAAUGCCAAUGUCUAACCGAUCUAUUCAGCCAAGGCGUUACGGUGCGUCGGUGGCUAUCCUCAUGCUCUCUUCCUGUGGAUGCCAGGCGUAACGCCGCAUAAUCUGACAACUCCUGCAUACUUCUUGCCGUCCUCUAAUGAAUAUCGAAAAGAAACUCGUAGAUCAGAGCUUUUGCAGAUAAGACAGUAUUGAGACGUGGGAGUCAACAAGAGAACCCGGUUUACGCUAACUUGGCCAUUUCCUGGACGCAACAAUGAACAACUCAACAUCAUUCUUUAUCCAAAUUCCAACAAUUGUUUUUUACUGCACCCUUGAAAGGUUUCAAUAAAGUCGGAAAGUUUUGCAACUGAUCAAGCUUUUUGAAGUUAGCAGAAAUACUACCUCCUUCUUGCAGUAUUGCGGAAAAGUUCGCGAAGCUGAACAACUGCUUAACAACUAUUCCCAUUCACAACGACACUAUUGCCACAAUCUUAAUCAGGCAUCAACCAACGCCUAGUUUCGUUAAGAUACCCUACUUUUUUCCCGUCUUCACUUGGAGAAAAACCUCAAACUCAUACAACAACAACCUCUUUCAACUUCGUCUCCCCCAGCCUCGAUCUCGAGCUUCAUCAAGAUUGCAAACCCUCAUCACUCAGAUCUUAUCAUUCAACCUUUUCAUCUUCGGUAUUCUACCUCAGUCGCUACGAUGGCCAUCUUGGACUGCCUACAGGGCAUUGAGGUGACUGUAUGGGCUGAUGAAGAAGCUCUCGAGGAGUAUGGCACAGAAAACGACAUCGUUACUCAUGCAGAUCCUGCCGCCGCUGCUCAUCAGCAAGCUCGAACUGUCACUAAGUACAUCGAAUCCGUAAUUGGUACAAUCUUCUGGGUCAAAGUCAAUGUCAACGCCCCCUUCAAGAGCGACUGCCCAAACCUUUCGUUCCAGCUCUUCGUCGAUGGAAAACGUAUCCGUUGUCUUCUCAUGAGUGAGAGUGAAUAUGCUCAAGGCAGCUGGUCUACUGUCUUUGAAGGACCAGUCGAAGGUCGAAAGUCUCACGCCAAGGUGAUGGCCAUGAAAUUCGCCGAGAUACAAUCUACGGAUAAUGGAAUUGAUAGCAGGGAACUUAAGCAGCAUGAAAAAGAGACGGCCGAAGUCGGAAAGAUUGAGAUGCUUGUGUAUCGUAGGUCUAAAGGCAAGAUUAUACCACACAGUGAUGGCAAGUUCAGAGGAGUCAACACUUCCAAGGUCUACCAUGACAAGGUUUUGGCCAAAGAUGGAAAAUCUCAUGGCGUAGUCCUUGGUGACGGGAAGUCUAUCCGUUUGGGUCGGACUUUGCAUACGGAGUUUAUUGACGGCAAGGACUUUCCCAUUGCCAUAUUUCGUUUCAAAUAUCGAUCUGCUCAUGCUCUUCAAACCCUCCACGUUCUUCCCCUAGAAGAAGACCAAAUUGAUACCGAAGGAAGCUCAUCGGACAGCGAUCUUGAUGAUGAUCUCACAGACCUUACACCGAAGCAGCGAAACCAAGUGAUGAAACUGCUGGCUCGGGCCAAGGGCUGUAAUAAGUUGAAGAACAUCAAAUCCGAGACCAAGAGUGAAAUCGAUUCAGCACCCACCAUCAAGCGCGACCACUCCGACGACGAGAGAGAUAUCAAGCCCUCUAAAAAGGCAAAGUUUUCCAAGAAAAAGAAGAUGCUAGGCAAGACAACAAUCGACCUUACAGAAAUCGACGAUGAGGAAGCUGAAACUCAGGUCAUCGAUCUUGACUGAGUACCAGGACUCCAGGAGCGUUCACCCUUCAAUUCCAAGAUUGCAAGUUCAGCCAGAGUCGUGAUACACCUUUUGCGUCCAGAUCGCCCAGGAUCACGUAAUCAAGAUCAUUCAUCCCGAGCUGUUCUCAGCAGUAUUCCCAAUCAACAGGCUUGAAUUUUUGCGUCUAUUCCAGAUAUUCUCUCACAGAAUACCAGCAUCGUAUGAACAGUCAAGGCUCUCCUGACACUGUCACUUAUCACAUGAACAAGGAUGAGGAUCUUCAGGAGGAUCGAACGGUAGAUAUUGACGAGCUGGGUUCCUCAACGAAAAGGGAUGGAUUUAACCCAUGUUUCCUCCAUUUGUGAUGUAGAAGCGCACAUGCAGCACAAAGCAAGCUACAAAUCUAGCACAAAUACGAAUGAGGCAAGCUGCAC